This is a messenger RNA of Rhineura floridana, 1425 nucleotides long. RefSeq names its product vomeronasal type-2 receptor 26-like. The record is from RefSeq and is a predicted model, not a curated record. Gene Ontology annotation, cellular component: membrane. Bases 1 to 1425 code for a protein of 474 amino acids. The transcript has 4 exons. Gene Ontology annotation, molecular function: G protein-coupled receptor activity. NCBI's taxonomy places the organism in Eukaryota, Metazoa, Chordata, Lepidosauria, Squamata, Rhineuridae. Gene Ontology annotation, biological process: G protein-coupled receptor signaling pathway.
AUGAUGGUGUUAGUUGUGUUGCUGUUAGUGCUAUUGCCUCAAGCAGUGAGCAAGUUUCCAGGUGCUGAAUGUAGUAUCAGUGAUCCUCUUCCUAUUCUUUACAAGUAUUAUCAGUUAGGAGAUCUCAACAUUGCUGGCAUUACUUCUCAGAACUUCGUGUUUUUAAGUUCGAUAAAUUUUGAAAAACCUCCCUGUCCUGAGCUGUUUGAUGACACCAUGGUACUGACCCAGCUCUACCAGCAUAUCCUGGCCUUGGCAUUUGCUGUGAAGGAGGUCAAUGAAAAUCCACAGAUUCUACCCAAUGUCACUUUGGGCUUCCAGAUCUAUAAUAGCCAGUUCAGUGCAAGCUCAACCUAUCAAGCUUCAAUGGAACUUCUUUCUACUCAGGAAAGAUUCAUCCCAAACUACAAGUGUGGCAUUCACAACAAUCCAGUAGUAGUCAUUGGGGGCCCUAAUUAUAAUGUUUUUCUCCAUAUGACAGCCAUCUUGAGCAACUACAAGAUGCCACAGCUGGCUUAUGGCUCUGCUCCAGUGCUGGAAAAUGAAAAAGAAGGUGCUUUCAUCACACAGAUGUUCCCAAAUGGGAUCCACCAGUACAUGGGGAUUCUCCAGUUACUGCUUCAUUUCAGGUGGACAUGGAUUGGGGUGGUUUAUCUGGAUGAUGACAAUGGAGACAGGUUUGUGCAGAAAGUGCUUCCCAUCUUUUCUCAAAGAGGCAUUUGCUUUGACUUCAUAGAAAGAUUACCCAAACAAGGAUCUUCCAGUGCUAAUAAUCUAAUUGUGGAGAAGGGGAUUAAUAUGAUAAAGAAAAUCAUGACACACACUGCCAAUGUGGUGAUUGUGCAUGGUGAAAUUCAGACCAUGCUAGUUUUGAGAACAUUGUUCCAGUAUUUGAAAUUCAGCAAUGAACCAAAGAAGGCAAAACUCCUGAUCAUGACAGCUCAGAUGGAUUUCACAUCAUUUCCUCUUCAAAGACUUUGGGAUGUAGACUUCAUCCACGGUGCUCUAUCUUUUGCAGUUCACUCGAAAGAGGUGGUAGGAUUCCAGGAAUUUAUUCAGAUCAGAAACCCUAUUUCAGAAAAAGAAGACAAAUUUAUGAGAGUCUUCUGGGAACACACCUUUGACUGUCUUCUCCCUGUCUCGAUGGUAGAUAUGAUGGACAAGGAAUUCUGCACAGGGGAGGAGAAGCUGGAAUCUCUUCCUGGGUCUAUUUUUGAAAUGAGCAUGACAGCCCAUAGCUACAACAUCUACAAUGCUGUCUAUGCUGUGGUCCAUGCACUGCAAACCAUGCAUCCAUCCAACUCCAAACAGAGAACAAUUGCAGGAGGACAGGGAAAGAAGCUCCUCAGUCAAGUGCCCUCACAGACUAUUUCUUUGGAAAUAGCUAAGCACAUCAACAUAUCUUGCCAUCUGAUAUAUUUGUGA